AUGCAUUUCCCGUCCGUCCUGGCAACCCUUUGGACCGUGGCACUCGCCCCGGUGCUGGUCCUCGCCGACAACGCCGACAGCAACUGCCCAGCAGAACAGUCGGUCCCGUGCAACUUUGGCAAUGGGGUGCCCCGCUGUCUCGGCGUCCAACAAAGAUACUACUGCCUCCUCAGCUGCCCGAAGGGUAGCACCUGUCCGUCAGACUGUGAGAAGGCGGGCAAGGGCGGAGGAUGGUGCGCCGCGGAUAACGGGCCCAGCUGGAGCGGAGACGCUAUCAUUGUAGGAGACUGGUUGGAGGCGAUUCCGGGCUACAUUACGGCGAUCGGGGACACCUCAGAGAGAACUUUUAAGCUACCACAAUAA
Colletotrichum orchidophilum is the source of this 363-nucleotide messenger RNA. RefSeq lists its product as uncharacterized. Bases 1 to 363 code for a protein of 120 amino acids. The record is from RefSeq and is a predicted model, not a curated record. Lineage: Eukaryota; Fungi; Ascomycota; Sordariomycetes; Glomerellales; Glomerellaceae. The transcript is spliced from 2 exons.